Messenger RNA from Rhopalosiphum maidis (corn leaf aphid), 1502 nucleotides. Its product is annotated as putative phosphatidate phosphatase. The transcript has 6 exons. The record is from RefSeq and is a predicted model, not a curated record. NCBI's taxonomy places the organism in Eukaryota, Metazoa, Arthropoda, Insecta, Hemiptera, Aphididae. Gene Ontology annotation, molecular function: phosphatidate phosphatase activity. Bases 287 to 1159 code for a protein of 290 amino acids. Gene Ontology annotation, biological process: signal transduction; phospholipid metabolic process; phospholipid dephosphorylation.
UGUACUCGCGUCGCGGUCGGUUGUUAGUAUGGUAUUACUCCAGUAUAGUAAGUAGUAACGUAACAUCAUCGCGUGUGCCAUUCUCUGGGGAACCAUUGAAUCGAACUGUCGUCAGACCAGCGGUUUCGUACCUUUUGAAUUUACGCUAUCACGUGGUGCUAGAAUUUAAAUUGUAAAAUACAAUAGUUAGACGGUGAAUUAUUUUAUAUUCAAAAUACUUCUUGAAUGUUCGUUUAAUAAUUUUCACUAAAUUUGAAGUUUUCGAUUACUUCAAUAAAUUAUCAAAAUGUUCAGUCAAAAGCAUUGGAUAUUGUUUCUCGAUUUCGUACUACUAGUUCUGGUUUUGAUCGCAAUGGGUUUGGUAGAAUUCGGAACUAUUCCACACUUGCAAAGCAUCGGCUUUUCUUGUGGCGAUCCUAAAAUAAGCUACAAAUACAAGGGCGAUACGGUGGAGUCUCAUGUGCUUAUACUGGUUACACUCAUAAUUCCAUACUUGGCCGCAAUGACUACCGAAUACUUUGCUAAAGAAAAAAACAAAUUUAAUUCCGGACGGUAUGAAUGGUUUAAGGAAUCAUUGCGGUGGUAUCGGCAAUAUAUCUUAGGACUGAUAUUCGUAUUUUUUAUAACAGACGUCGGUAAACUCCUGAUUGGUGAACCUAGGCCACAUUUUUUAGACACUUGUCAUCCUAAAGAAGCCGAUAACUGCACUAAUAAGUAUAUUGAUCGUUAUACAUGUAUGAAUCCAAAUGAAAGCACUUAUAUUAUAAGAGAUGCUAGCAAGUCAUUUCCAUCGGGCCAUGCUUCCAUUUCAGUGUACGGAUCAAUAUCUUUGGCCUGGUAUCUACACAAUAAAUGCAAAUCGCGUUCGAUGCUGUUAAUGCCAGUUUUACAGGCGUUGUGCAUACUUUGGGCCAUGUUCUGUUCUUUGACACGAAUCACAGAUCAUAGACAUCAUUGGUGGGACGUGUUGGCUGGUUCGAUCAUUGGAAUCGUGAUCACCACUUACAUUAACGGAUUAUUCGAUAGACAAAAAAACGAUAACAAAUCACAUUCGACAACUGAAACCUGGUCCAACGAGACUACGGACAACGGAUAUUUUACUGCAGGAAGACUCUUAAACGUCGUUCCUGAUGGUAAAAAUCCAUCUCUGAAUUUGUAAUUUUCGCCAAACUGCAACUAUGUACACAUAAAAUACUCACUUUAUAUAUUUUUACACUGUACAGCAUUAUUGUUAUUGAAACGAAAAAUUAUUUGUUAAUAUUUAAACAUCAGUAUUCUCGCUAUUUAAUUGUAUAUAUUUAUAUUAAAAUACAUAUUAUUACUAUGUAAAUUACAUUAGAUAUAGAAAUGCGUGACAAAUUAAAAUUUUUAGAAGAUGCGUAGUUCGCGCGUUUGAUCCCAUUAUUUUAUACAUUUACCUAAACCUAUAAUUUUUAACUAUUUUUUAAUGUUUGUUGACGUGUACAUAUCACUAUUAUAAUAAUGUAGUUUUAAUUUACUAA